Molecule: messenger RNA, 4446 nt
Organism: Fusarium redolens
Lineage: Eukaryota; Fungi; Ascomycota; Sordariomycetes; Hypocreales; Nectriaceae
Product: P-loop containing nucleoside triphosphate hydrolase protein
Exons: 10
Coding region: 79-4446 (1455 amino acids)
Biological process (GO): transmembrane transport
Cellular component (GO): membrane
Molecular function (GO): ATP hydrolysis activity; ATP binding; ABC-type transporter activity
Source: RefSeq, a predicted model, not a curated record
AAUAACCUUAUCCGAUUUCUCCAAGAUACAGAUCACGAUCAGACAUUGUUGGCUUUUGGUCGUACAUCAGCUACUAUCAUGGUCUCGUCGUCGUGCGACGACUCCUUCGGGCCACAUGCUGGUGACUGUAGAGGUGGUUUCGACUUUACACUGCUUUUUGAAGAGUCGAUACUUACUUUACCCAUUACUGCCCUGGUGCUUCUCGCUGCCCCGUGUCGAGUUGUCUACCUCCUGCAAAAGAACAAGAUCAGCUUUCUUGUCUUGUGGACUCAGCCUUCCGCAGUCGCCACCAAAGCCUCUUUGCCAACUGCUGCCCUAUCCUUUGUCGCGUCAAUCGGCCUCUUGUGCCUAUCUUAUGUCGAGCAUGUCUAUUCCUACCGACCAUCAACAGUGGUCAUCCUCUUUCUACUCUUCUCUGCUCUUUUCGAUGCUACACGAACACGAACAUUAUGGCUUCAAGGCUACAACCGGCCCGCCGCCAUUACCGCGCUCAUCGCGACCGUGAUAAAGAUUGCGAUGCUCGUUGUUGAGGCAAUCGAGAAGCGUGGUUUCUUGCGGCCCCAGUACCGUGCUUUGCCCCCCGAAGUCACUGGUAGCGUCUUGUCGCACUGGUUCUUCUCUUGGCAGAUACCGCUGUUCCGCGCUGGCUAUUCUGAACACUUGAAGAUUGAGACGUUGUUUCCCCUAGAAAAACAUUUCAAGUCUCUAUAUCUUCAGAAUCUCUUGCAGACAACGUGGGCUAAAGCAUCCAGAAGGGGCAACCAUGCUCUGAUGCUUACGGUCCUCAAGACCUUGAAGUGGCCUAUCCUGUCCAUCAUCUUCCCACGUUUGUGCUUCAUCGGCUUUACCUUUUGCCAGCCAUUCCUCAUCUCAGCAACCCUCGAGUGGGCAGGGAACAGCAGUGAUUCAGACGACAUGAACCAAGGAUAUGGCCUUAUAGGCGCAUGGUUCCUUGUCUUCAUGGGUCUAGCAGUGACGAGUGGCCAGUAUCAGCACCUCACGUACCGCGCCAUCACCAUGGCACGCGGUCAGCUCGUCUCGAUACUGUUUGACAAGGCCACAGAUAUCAGCAUCACUGCUGCUGACCCUAGCGCAGCCCUGACUCUGAUGAGUGCCGACAUUGAGAGGAUCGACACGGGAUGGCGCACCGCCCAUGACGUUUGGGCCAACUUGGUCGAGAUUGUCAUUGCAGUCUACUUGCUGGGACGCCAGCUCGGCAUUGCAUGUCUUAUUCCUGUCGGAGCAGCAAUUUUCUCCAUCAUCGGAUCUAUUAUUGCAGUCAGCUUCGUCAUGGCUCGUCAAGCCGCAUGGCUAGAAGCCAUCGAAAAGAGAAUAUCUGUUACAUCGCAGAUGCUAGGCAGCAUGAAGGGCGUCAAAAUGUGUGGACUGACCGACGUGCUUAGCACUCGUAUCCACGCCCUGCGAACCGACGAGUUGCGCAUUUCCGGCAAAUUCCGUAGGUUGUUGAUCUGGAAUAUGGUCUUGGCCUACCUCGCUCCUAUCUUUGCCCCAAUCCUGACCUUUGCAACAUACAGUCUUGUCGCCCGGUCACGGGGAGGAGACAACAACCUGGACAUAAACCGCAUGUUUACUUCUUUAUCACUGUUUGCGCUACUGAACGAGCCUAUUUCCUCGUUUGUCACGUCGUUGUCUUCUUUGAUGGGGUCCAUCGGGAGCUUUGCGCGUAUACAGUCUUUCCUCAACACAGACAUUCGUGUCGACGGCAGAAUCAUCUUACAUGAUAACAAGAGCGAAGGGUCAUCGACCACCAACUCUUUACGCAGCGAGCAGGAGAAGGACUCAGUCUCAUCCGAGAAAGAGCCUAACCCUCAGAAAGAUUCGUUGCCUAUGAAUUCUCUGGACGGCAACUGUAUCGUUGUCAAGACAGCCGCAUUUGGAUAUGAUACUACCCAGAAACCCAUCCUAAGUGAUAUCACUGCCCAAGUUCCACUGGGCAAGCUUACCCUCAUCGUGGGGCCAGUGGGCAGUGGCAAAUCAACUCUCCUCAGGGCAUUUCUCGGGGAGGUGGCAGUCAUGGCCGGAUCUAUCCAAAUGCUGAAUUUGGAAAUGGCCUACUGUGACCAAACCCCCUGGCACAUGAACGGCACCGUGCGAGAUAGCAUCAUCGCCUUUUCGCAUGUUGACGAGCGUUGGUACCAAAAGGUCAUACAGGCUUGUUCUCUGACGGAAGAUCUCGCCCAACUCCCCAAGGGAGAUCUCAGCACGAUAGGGAGUAAGGGAAUUGUCCUCAGCGGAGGUCAGAGCCAACGGGUCAGUCUAGCGAGAGCCGUUUACGCACAGAAGAGGAUUAUCAUACUAGAUGAUGUCUUCAGUGGAUUAGACAUGCACACUGAGAAUGCUGUCUUCCACAACCUACUCGGCACUGAUGGUCUCCUGCGACAGUUGAAUACAACCGUCGUCAUGGCGACUUCUCGUGCAAACCGACUCUCUUAUGCAGACCACAUCAUCAGCCUCGAUAGCACUGGGAUCGGCUGCGAGCAGGGAAGCUUCGACAAGCUGACUAAUGCUGACAACUACGUGUCUCGCUUGGCCGUAGCGUCUGCGAACUGGACAUAUAACCAAGCGACUGCUACUGCUGCCUCUAAUUCUACUUCUACCGAACCCUCGGCUGAUGCGUUGGUGGAUUCAGAAGUAGUCCUCUCAGAUGAAGCCAAAGAGGACGCGGGUCGUCGUACUGGCGACAUGGCAAUAUACCUCUACUACAUCCGCGCCAUUGGCUGGAUUCCAAGCUUGGUAUUCGUCUUUGCCAUCUGCGCCUUCAUUGUCUGCCAAUCUUUCCCCACCAUCUGGCUCAACUGGUGGGCAGCUGCCAACGCCAACGACCCAUUCGCACGGCUGGGCUACUACCUGGGGAUCUACGCAAUGUUGGGUGGACUGGCGAUUAUCUUCCUGGUCCUCAGCACCUGGCAAAUGAUCGUCACCAUGGUACCGUUGUCGGGCAACAGCUUCCACCAGAGUCUACUAAAGACGGUACUCAACGCGCCCAUGUCCUUCUUCGCAGCUACAGAUGCAGGAGUCACUAUCAACCGCUUCAGCCAGGAUCUUCAGCUCGUGGAUAUGGACUUGCCCCUCUCAGCCCUCAAUACAUUUGCCACAUUCGUGCUGUGCAUCGCUGAGAUGGUUCUGAUCUCUGUUGGUUCAUACUACACAGCCAUCGCGUUUCCCUUUCUAUUCGCCGCCUUGUGGAUGGUCCAACAUACAUAUCUACGGACAUCUCGCCAGCUCAGGUUCAUGGAUCUUGAGGCAAAGAGCCCGCUGUAUGCCCUCUUCACGGAAUCUGUCGCUGGACUGGCGACGCUGCGUGCGUUUGGUUGGCGUGAUGCGCUCGAGAAGAAGCAUCAUAACCUCCUGGAUCAGUCUCAGAGGCCAUUCUAUCUCCUCUACGCGGCUCAGAGAUGGCUGACUCUUGUUCUAGACUUGUUUGUCACAGUCAUUGCUGUACUGGUAGUGGUCCUUGUUACACAGUUGAGAGGUGUACUGCCGACUGGGUUGAUCGGUGUAGCCCUUGUCAACAUCAUCCAAUUUAGUCAGCACCUGAAGCUGCUGAUGACAUUCUGGACAACCUUGGAGACUCACAUUGGUGCAAUAUCUAGGAUCAAGUCCUUCACGUCUAAUACUGCCUGUGAGCACGAGCCGCAGGAAAAGGAGCAACCACCGCCCCUAUGGCCGUCCAAGGGCCAGAUUGUUUUCGACAAUGUUUCUGCCGGGUACAGGCAAUCUGAAAAUGUCUUGAGAGGUAUAUCCUUAUCGAUCGAGGCAGGUCAGAAAAUUGGCAUCUGUGGACGGACCGGAAGCGGUAAGAGUUCCAUGGUCUCAUGUCUUUUCCGUAUGGUGGACCUUCACGGUGGUCAAAUAAUCGUAGAUGGGCUCGACAUUAGCACGCUUCCCCGUGAGGAAGUUCGCGCUCGGCUAGUUGGCGUGCCUCAAGAUGCAUUCCUCAUCGAAGGAAGCAGCGUGAGGUCGAAUGCGGACCCUCAUCAAGGACUCUCAGAUGCCGCAAUUGAAGACGCCAUGAGAGCCGUUGAGCUGUGGGACAUUAUAGCUGAGAAAGGCGGACUUGAUGUGCUUAUUGAAGAGCUGCACCUUUCCCAUGGCCAGAAGCAGCUAUUCUGCAUUGCACGCGCUAUCUUACGCCCAUCGCCCAUCGUAGUUCUCGAUGAGGCUACCAGCAGCGUGGACUCGCAUGUCGAUGAGCUUGUGCAGCGUGUCGUACGCGAGCGGUUCGAGAAUCGCACAGUAAUUGCAAUUGUACACAAGCUCCAGUCAGCCCUUGAAGACUUUGACAUGGUAGCUGUACUUGAUAAAGGUGAACUGCAAGAGUUUGGACCUCCGCGAAAGCUUCUAGAGGAGGGACCCGAAACCUCGGCAUUUGCUGCUCUGUACGAGAGCUUGGGUACGGCAGAAAAGGAAGCAUUACAGGAAUGA